Messenger RNA from Oncorhynchus masou masou (cherry salmon), 4104 nucleotides. RefSeq names its product sodium- and chloride-dependent transporter XTRP3A-like. The transcript is spliced from 11 exons. The record is from RefSeq and is a predicted model, not a curated record. Gene Ontology annotation, biological process: sodium ion transmembrane transport. Lineage: Eukaryota; Metazoa; Chordata; Actinopteri; Salmoniformes; Salmonidae. Gene Ontology annotation, cellular component: plasma membrane. The coding region runs from base 223 to 2025 and encodes 600 amino acids. Gene Ontology annotation, molecular function: L-proline transmembrane transporter activity.
GCAAAUGUGUCUGACUCGAACAGCCUCCUGUUGACACACUUUCCCUGUUUCCCAUAGGACGCUGUCAUUGGAUUUGUUCUAUUAUCCAGACAGGAGUGCCAUUCCUACUCCCAGUACUUCAGACUUAGGCUUGCUGACUGUCAAGGUUGUCCACCGGCACCGCACUGCCACCGUCUCGACCGGACCUGAACAUUGGCUUGAUUGUGUGCUCAGGACUCAACGAUGGGGAAGGACGCCGCAAGAGCAGAGUGGGACAAUCCCAUGCAAUUUGUCCUGGCGUGUGUAUCAUACGCGGUUGGACUGGGAAAUGUGUGGCGAUUUCCAUACUUGUGUCAAAUGCAUGGCGGGGGUGGGUUCCUGAUCCCAUACCUGCUUAUGCUGGUCCUGUUGGGGGUACCCCUGUUCUACAUGGAGUUAGCCAUCGGCCAGAAGAUGCGUCUGGGCAGCAUUGGAGCAUGGAGAGCUAUUAACCCCUAUCUGGGGGGAGUGGGUCUGGCCAGUGUUGUGACCUCCAUGUACCUAUGUCUCUAUUACAACGUCAUCAAUGCAUGGAGUUUCUGGUACCUCUUUCAUUCAUUCCAGUCGGUCCUGCCAUGGGCAGAGUGCCCGGUUAACAGCAACCUGACCGGCCAUGUGGAGGAGUGUGUGCGGGCCACGCCCACCCAGUACUUCUUCUACAGAGAGACCCUGGACAUCUCCGGGUCCAUUGAGGAGAACGGAGGGAUUCACAUGGGACAGGCACUCUGCCUCCUGCUGGCCUGGAUGAUUGUCUACCUGUUUAUCGUCAAGGGGGUCAAGUCCACCGGGAAGGUGGUGUACUUCACAGCCACAUUCCCCUACCUGGUCCUCAUCAUCUACCUCAUCCGUGGGGUCACCCUUCACGGAGCCAUCAACGGUGUGAAGUACAUGUUCACGCCCAAGAUGGAACAGCUGGCUAACCCCACUACAUGGAUCAACGCGGCCACUCAGAUCUUCUUCUCUCUGGGCCUGGGAUUUGGAUCCCUCAUCGCCUUUGCCAGCUACAACCAGUACAACAACAACUUUGAGAAGCAGGCCAUCGUCGUGUCCAUGGUCAACAGUAGCACCUCCAUCUUCGCCAGUAUCGUCACCUUCUCCAUCUAUGGCUUUAAGGCCACCUUCAACUACGAGAGCUGCCUGGAGAGGGUGCGACUGCUGCUCCUGAACACCUUUGAUCUAGCAGAGGACACCAUCAGUCUGGAGAAUGUCAACCACUGGAUCACUGAGCUGAACAGGACACACCCAGAACAGUUUGCCAGUCUGGGAGGUAGGCUGGAGACCUGUGACCUAGAGGCUGAACUAGACACGGCUGUUGAGGGUACAGGCCUGGCCUUCAUAGUGUACAGUGAGGCCAUUAAGAACAUGCCAGUGUCUCAGCUGUGGUCUGUGCUCUACUUCAUCAUGCUGCUGCUGCUGGGCAUGGGCAGUAUGCUGGGCAACGUCAUCGCCGUCAUCACCCCCCUCAGUGACUUGAAGUUCAUCAGCCGCUACAUGAGCACCAAAACACUCAAUGGUCUGGUGUGUCUAUUCUGCCUGCUGCUUGGCCUGGGCUUCACCACCCGCUCUGGGAACUACUGGUUCACCAUGUUCAACGACUAUGGAGCCACCUUCUCUCUGCUCUUCAUCGUCCUCAUUGAAGUUAUCACCGUCUGCUACAUAUAUGGCAUCAAAAGGUUUGAGAAGGAUGUAGAAGACAUGUUAGGUCAUCGUCUUAACUGCUACUGGAAGAUCAUGUUGGCAGGAGUCAGUCCCAUCCUCCUCAUUGCCCUGUUCAUUUUCUACAUCGUCAACUACAUCCAGGGAGGAACGCCCACAUACCAGGCCUGGAACAAAGAGCUGGGGAAGUCUGUGGUGACGGAGUAUCCUCCCUACGCCCAAGCCUUCAUCGGCCUCCUCCUAGCCUCCUCUGUCUGCUGUAUCCCUUUGACGGCCCUCUACACCUACUGUAAGAAGAGGAACCUGGCCAGUGGGAAGAGAGAGCGCACUGUCAGCACUGUGUCAGCGUAAAGACCGACGUAUUGGUUGACAGACAGAGUGACACAAGGCAGAGCUGCUACAUUACGGCUCUGAGACUGACUGGACCCUCUAGUUAUAGGAUCGACUGAUCGACAGCCUACCGUCCGUAUCAUGGCUGUCUUAACAGAACAGUACCUCACUCUGCUGGUGCAGUGGUUCAUGCCACACCACAAACCAAAGGCCCUCUUUCUCCCCACGGGGCAGGCUGGCUCUGCCACUGUGCAGCUGGUGGACAGACCGCCAGAUCUGUACCUAGCAUUAGCCCUAGUCAUCCUUUGGCAUCUAACACUUACUGGGUGAUAAAUAGUGAACUUUUGUAUUUUAUAGCUGUGGUUCUGAGCAGGGCUUAGAACUACAUCCAAAAUAUUUCAGUAGUGAAAAACGAACAAAAAGUCUUGUGAAUGGUUUAUUCCAUUGUUUAAAGGCCCGGUACUGUAAAAAAAAAAAAAACGAUUUCCUGUGUUUUGUACAUAUUUCCAGGCUAUGAGGUUGGAAUAAUAAAGUGAAAUUGGGAACAUUAUUAUAAUCCCCUUUUAGUGUAAGUGCUGUUUGGUGGGAUGGAGCGUGGUAAAUUAGUUAAUAGACCAAUAAGAAAGAGAUCCAAACCUCGACAUAUAACAGCUAGUUUUCCAUUUUCCCUUCCCCACUCAGACCUCUACAAGACAGUCCUAGCAACAUUUUUGCUUGAGAAAUAGCUCUUUGCUAAGAAGCUAUUUUGGUUCCUUUUUGACCAUUCUAAAUGGAAACAAUCACAGUAAGGUACUUAAUUGUAACCCAUCAAUUCUAUGAUAUUGAGAUAAAAAUGGCUGCAUUGGAUCUUUAAUGUUUAGCUUUCAGUAGCAGAUUCUUUGAGACACAGUGUGUCAACCCUCUUUAUUUAAAGCUCCACAAAAUGUUUAAGAUAUUGUUUCCCUUAAAUGUCAUUAUGGUGAAGUAUUUUGUAUCCCAUUGGUUUACUGUAGAUAUUCUGUAGAUUACUCAAAGAGUUGUGAGAUAUGUUGAGUGCCUGGAUGUGCAAGGUAGACCUUCGUCUGACUCGGUUAUGACUGAAUACAGUCUGACUGGUGUCAAAUGACCAAGAACAACUUGUAGCAAUAGCUGUAUGUGAUUUAGUGUUUGCAAACAUACUGAUAACUUCACAUAUAACGAACAAAUCUCUAUGAACAGGACCAAGACCAUAUCUAUACCUAUGGGCUUUUCUGUCAAUUCACCAUCAGUGACUUCUUACCAGGAUCAUACUCAUUGGGGUGCAAUGUAACAGAAUGUUCAGAUAGAUAUAUAUUCUGUAGAACAGACACUAUUCUCUGUCAUAUAGAAUAGGAAAUCAUGUUAGCUCUAUAGGAAGCAUUUCUUUCUGCAACAUUCCAGAGCGUUUCACCUCCUGUGAAUGUGUGAAAGAUUGUGUGCUCUUCUAAUUAGAAAGUAUUGUAGUGUUGCACUGCUGUCAUAGAAUCCACAUCCACAUCAACUGGACUUAGGAUACAGCCCAAUGGUUAUGUACCAAUGUGCUGUGCAUAUUCACGAGCAAAAAAUACAAUGUAGACCUACUCUUUUUACAGGAAAAUGUAUGAAUUUGCACAGAAACAAUUGCCAAACAUGUUGUAAUGCUGUGAGCAUUUUUCAUGUUAACAAUUUGAAACCAUCCAUUUAUAAUAACAGGGGCACAACUUUGACUGGGGAUGGGGGGACAGGUCCCCCCUACAUUCUGAAAUUGCAUUUUUGUCUCCCGCUGAUGUUAUCAUUGGAAUUGGAUUUUAAAAAUUAGGCAAUGGUGUGCUUUAGGACCAUGCAGAAGCCUCCGAGCGGUCAGGUAGCUGUUUGGAGUGUUUAUCCGACUGGAUUAAAAAAACAUGUAUGUCCCCCCACUUCUAAAAUCAAAGUUGUUCCACUGUACAGUGAUGGAAACACUGUGUAAAUAUAUUUGUACAAUGUUUAAUACAGGUUGGUGUUAGUGUGAACCAAGUAUUGGUGUGAACAAUUAUUAUUUUAACUGCUGUACCACAAUGAUGUGUUCAUGUUUUAUAAAUAGUAUUUUCUAUGGUGAAAUUAUUAAAGACAUGAAGACAUGAA